CUCUCUCCCCCCGUCCUCCUCCCUCCCUCCCUCAGGCAGCCAGGCAGCAGCUCCUCCGUUCAGGCGCAGUGUGGUUCAGUGUGAGCAGCUCGGCCGGCCUCCCCUCCGCGCUCAAUGGACUAGAUUCCCCCAGCCACGUAAGAAGCACCGCGGCGGCCCCACCGGAGAGAGGAUGUCCUGCUGAAUCCAGGGAUUGGCCUGGGAAAGUCGGCCGGCCGUCCCUUUCCUUCCUUCUUUUUUUCCCUUCCUUCCUUGCAUCUCUCUCUCUAUCAGUUUUUUUUUUCUCUGGAACCAAGAGAGGGACUCCCUGCACACAAAGAGCCGCAGCAGCAGCCUCUCUGGAUGGGCAUUUUCUCCCCCCGUGGCCCGCUGACAGCCGCCGGUGCACGGAUGUGUGAUCCCCGGGAACAAGGCCGGAUUGACCUGGUACUAGUUAGCCGCCGAAGCUAACUAGUUAGCUCUGCACCUGCUAGCAAACAUUUUUUUUAAUCCUCGCUUUGGCUUUUGGUAAAACUUCCUUUAUUUUGUGUUGUAUUAUAAUUUCUGUGCCUGAAUUAUUUCGCGAAACGUGCCAUUAUAUUGCGUAAAUACCGGCAACAUAAGCAGGCAGACGGGCUCCAUUCAUUGGUAAAGCUAACUUUUGGUAGCCUUUGUUGCAGUUUUGUUGCUUUAAAAGGUGAAUGAAACCGACUCUGUUUGAUUUUUACCUCCAGAAUGGAAAACAAAAGGAGGUCAAAUGAGCUGUAAAGAAAUAUUAGAGCCGUUUUUGUAGCAGCGACUCCAUUUUUUGUUGUUUCUCCAAGUGCAAGGUGCAGCUGAUUUUUCUUUUGUUUUUUUCUGUUGUUUUUUACUUUUUUUUAAGCUUUAGCUUCACUGUCGGAGCGGUUGUGUUGUUUUUGUUGGUGUUUUCUCCUCAAAUCGAGCCGGAAGGAGGAAGGUUUCCCCACCUCACCACCAUCAUCAUCACCACCGUUUUGUGGAGUUAUCGCACUUAUUCCUCAUGAACAUACAGAGGUCAAAUCCAAUUAACAUUUCACGUUAUGGGAGAUCGCGGCACAAAUCGCACGAUUUCGAGGAGCUAUCCUGCUUAAGGACUACAGAGUCGCACCAGAGCUUCAGCCCCAACCUCGGGUCCCCCAGCCCACCGGAGACCCCGGACUCCUCGCACUGUAUCUCCCGCAUCGGGGACUACCUUUUGUUGGAGCCGCUGGAGGGAGACCACGUUUUCAGAGCCGCCCACCUGCACAGCGGGGACGAGCUCGUAUGUAAGGUUUUCGACAUUGGCCGAUACCAGGAGUCACUGGCGGCCUACUUUGCUCUGGGCCAGCACCAGCACGUUAACCAAAUCCUGGAGAUUUUGCUCGGGGAGACACGAGCGUACGUGUUCUUUGAGAGGAGCUAUGGCGACAUGCACUCUUUCGUCCGCACCUGCAAGAAGUUGCGAGAGGACGAAGCUGCCAGGCUCUUCUAUCAGAUAGCCUCGGCUGUGGCACAUUGCCACGACAACGGACUGGUCCUCCGUGACCUCAAACUGAGGAAGUUUGUCUUCAAAAACGAGGACAGAAGCCUUGUGAAGCUGGAGAGCCUCGAGGACACUUAUAUCCUGGAAGGUCACGAUGAUUCUCUGUCAGACAAACAUGGCUGCCCGGCCUACGUCAGUCCUGAGAUCCUCAACGCCAGCGGCAGCUAUUCGGGGAAGGCGGCCGACGUCUGGAGCCUGGGCGUCAUGCUGUACACCAUCCUCGUGGGGCGCUACCCUUUCCACGAUGUCGAGCCGGGCUCCCUGUUCAGCAAAAUCCGCCGAGGCCACUUCAACAUCCCCGAGACGCUGACGCCCAAGGCCAAGUGCCUGAUCCGCUCCAUCCUCCGCCGGGAGCCCGCGGAGCGCCUCACCUCUCGGGAGAUCCUGGAGCACCCCUGGUUCGCCUCGUCCGGGGCGCUAGGGGCGCCGUCGUGCACGGCCGAGGGGAGCGAGAGCAGGAGCAGAUGGUGCCUGAGGUGAACAUGGAGGAGGAGCUGGAGCAGUUCUUCAGCUGAGCAACAACACCAAGCACAAACGGACGACUCCGCCACGGUCGGCUCGCCACGGUCACAGCAGAGCCAAAAACAGUAGUUUAGAGAUAAAUAGGUGAAUUUGUCACUCAUAAUAAAGGUGUUUCCAUCCUGUUUCCUUUUCCACCAUUUCAUGGAAAACCUUGAGCCUGGCAUGACAAAUGGCAUCUAUACAUCAUCUGGCGACACGGCUCCUGAUCAGGGACGUUGCCACCAGACAUGCAAGUUGCAAAUAAUGUAGCAAAUGUUCUUUUUUUUUUGGAUCUGUUUGGUUUAAUGUGGUGCUCAUAAACACAUUCACCAUUUUUUGACACUAUGGAAAGCAUGAAGGGACAUCGCAGGAAUCCAAGGAUAAAUGAACUGACAAACUGCGACACCACAUGUUUUCUUACGGAUUUUUUGUUUAGGUUUUUUUCUGUAAUAGCUUUAGGUGGUAAUAAUUGAAACCACACACCCAGAGUCAGAAAUAACACCCCCAAGUUCUAAACUUAGACGAGGUGAUUAUCCUGACCUGGGACUAUGGGUGAGGAAACGGAGCAGCGUAGGCUUUUUUCUCAUCGUCGUCAUAGCUUUUUGUUUCAUUGUUUGGUUUUGUCAUUUCAUUGAAAAUUCUGCCACUAAACUCCUUGAUGGCCUUGUUUUCAAUUUCUGUCUCCUAAGCUGAUAUCACACUUUUGUAAACCAUCUUUUUGUUCUUAAGCUAUUCCAAUCUGUUGUUACUGCUGCUUUAAUGUCACUCCCUGAACCUCAGAUCUUCAAACCAUUUUCUUCCCAACAUGCACUUGAUGUGUUAAGGUGAAUGGACGAUUCCACCUCUUUAAAAAAGAAAAAAAAAUUAGCUUCCUUUUAUUUAAAUUCAUUCUUCAGUUGUAGGAACGAGAACAUAACAUUUAUUUAAAUUGUAACAGCUAUAUAUAAAUAUAUAUAAAUAAAUAUAAAUAUAUAUAUUUAAAACUACAUUGCAGGGUUUUUCUUUAUCCAGAGAUUCCUUUUUCAUGUAUGAUGUAGGCAAUAUGUUGACACAGGACAGGCGCUACGAGGAAAAAAAAUGUCUGUCUGAAGUUUUAGAAUAUCUUCUGUGCCAGUAUUCCUGUGCCCUGACAGCCCAUGCCACCCAGUCUCCCUCGUUUCUUUUUCAAAAACUUGAUACGA
Messenger RNA from Acanthochromis polyacanthus (spiny chromis), 3204 nucleotides. It is a transcript of the gene trib2, whose product is annotated as tribbles pseudokinase 2. Gene Ontology annotation, biological process: positive regulation of proteasomal ubiquitin-dependent protein catabolic process; regulation of MAP kinase activity; protein phosphorylation. The coding region runs from base 1001 to 2002 and encodes 333 amino acids. The record is from RefSeq and is a predicted model, not a curated record. Gene Ontology annotation, cellular component: nucleus. NCBI's taxonomy places the organism in Eukaryota, Metazoa, Chordata, Actinopteri, Pomacentridae. The transcript is spliced from 3 exons. Gene Ontology annotation, molecular function: ATP binding; protein kinase activity; mitogen-activated protein kinase kinase binding.